This is a messenger RNA of Megalobrama amblycephala (Wuchang bream), 1893 nucleotides long. RefSeq names its product prestalk protein-like. NCBI's taxonomy places the organism in Eukaryota, Metazoa, Chordata, Actinopteri, Cypriniformes, Xenocyprididae. Gene Ontology annotation, biological process: innate immune response; antibacterial humoral response. The record is from RefSeq and is a predicted model, not a curated record. Gene Ontology annotation, cellular component: extracellular region. The coding region runs from base 421 to 1893 and encodes 490 amino acids. The transcript has 10 exons. Gene Ontology annotation, molecular function: peptidase inhibitor activity.
AAUGGGUUCAAUUGAAAUUGCUGCUAACAAGCAUGACUGCUGCCAAAUAUUUCUGAGCCCAUCCACUGAGGAAAUGUCGAGAGAAAAAAAACCAAAAAAAAACCUUUCUUUCUUUCUUUAAAAUAAAUACUUUGGGAAACCUGUCCUCUAGAACUCCAUGUACAGAUGAGGGGUUUCUAUUCAGUUUACUUAUAGGGGAAAAUUGCAAGAGAAAGCCAUUGCAAGAGAAUAGUUUCAGAUUUGGUUCUGAAUACCCAAACUAGAGGUCACCCCUCACACUGACCUCUAAAAAUGUGUUCUAGCCUAUUGCUAACCAAAACAGAUCAUCCCGCCCACCCCAAACUCAUGCCAUUGGUUGAGUGCUAACUUAAAUACUUUCUCAUUCUGAGUUCAUUCACUGUGUGAUCGCAGGUCGAGAGGAUGACAGCUCGAGUGUACUGCGCUGUGUUAUUGUGUCUGUCUGGAUGCUUGAGCACAACAGAUGCUGCUCCAGGACAAAACUUCACAGAAAAGCCAGGAGUGUGUCCACGCAGACAAUAUGAAGCAGAAAUGUGUGCCAGGAUUAGUUUCGUGUCAUGUGACGAUGACAGUGACUGUGCCAACAAUGAGAAAUGCUGCAACAAUGGAUGUGGACGUCAGUGUAUGCCUCCAGUUAUAGAAAAGCCAGGAGUGUGUCCACGCAGAAAAUAUGAAGCAGAAAUGUGUGCAAGGAUUCGUUUCGUGUCAUGUGACGAUGACAGUGACUGUGCCAAAGAUGAGAAAUGCUGCAACAAUGGAUGUGGACGUCAGUGUAUGCCUCCAGUUAUAGAAAAGCCAGGAGUGUGUCCACGCAGAAAAUAUGAAGCAGAAAUGUGUGCAAGGAUUCGCUUCGUGCCGUGUGACGAUGACAGUGACUGUGCCAAAGAUGAGAAAUGCUGCAACAAUGGAUGUGGACGUCAGUGUAUGCCUCCAGUUAUAGAAAAGCCAGGAGUGUGUCCAAUCAGACAAUAUGCAGCAGAAAUGUGUGCCCGGAUUAGUUUUGUGUCAUGUGCCGAUGACAGUGACUGUGCCAACAAUGAGAAAUGCUGCAGCAAUGGAUGUGGACGUCAGUGUAUGCCUCCAGUUAUAGCGGAGCCCCCGAUAACAGAAAAGCCAGGAGUGUGUCCACGCAGACAAUAUACAGCAGAAAUGUGUGCCCGGAUUCGUUUCGUGUCAUGUGCCAAUGACAGUGACUGUGCCAACAAUGAGAAAUGCUGCAGCAACGGAUGUGGACGUCAGUGUAUGCCUCCAGUUAUAGAAAAGCCAGGAGUGUGUCCACGCAGAAAAUAUGAAGCAGAAAUGUGUGCAAGGAUUCGUUUUGUGUCAUGUGACGAUGACAGUGACUGUGCCAAAGAUGAGAAAUGCUGCAACAAUGGAUGUGGACGUCAGUGUAUGCCUCCAGUUAUAGAAAAGCCAGGAGUGUGUCCACGCAGAAAAUAUGAAGCAGAAAUGUGUGCAAGGAUUCGUUUUGUGUCAUGUGACGAUGACAGUGACUGUGCCAAAGAUGAGAAAUGCUGCAACAAUGGAUGUGGACGUCAGUGUAUGCCUCCAGUUAUAGAAAAGCCAGGAGUGUGUCCAAUCAGACAAUAUGCAGCAGAAAUGUGUGCCCGGAUCAGUUUUGUGUCAUGUGCCGAUGACAGUGACUGUGCCAACAAUGAGAAAUGCUGCAGCAAUGGAUGUGGACGUCAGUGUAUGCCUCCAGUUAUAGCGGAGCCCCCGAUAACAGAAAAGCCAGGAGUGUGUCCACGCAGACAUAUGCAGCAGAAAUGUGUGCCCAGAUUCGUUUCGUGUCAUGUGCCAAUGACAGUGACUGUGCCAACGAUGAGAAAUGCUGCAGCAACGGAUGUGGACGUCAGUGUAUGCCUCCAGUUAUAG